This is a messenger RNA of Phodopus roborovskii (desert hamster), 5456 nucleotides long. RefSeq names its product CREB/ATF bZIP transcription factor (gene Crebzf). The transcript has 2 exons. Lineage: Eukaryota; Metazoa; Chordata; Mammalia; Rodentia; Cricetidae. Gene Ontology annotation, molecular function: DNA-binding transcription factor activity; transcription cis-regulatory region binding. Gene Ontology annotation, cellular component: nucleus. The record is from RefSeq and is a predicted model, not a curated record. Gene Ontology annotation, biological process: regulation of transcription by RNA polymerase II. Bases 231 to 1316 code for a protein of 361 amino acids.
AACGAGUAACUUCCGGCCAGGCCGCUGUCUGAGUGGCGCGGCCGGGUCCUCUCGGGUCUCGCAGCUCCUUUCUUCCACGGCCGUCCCCCCGCCUCGUGCGGGGGGUUGGGCGGCCGCGGGAGGCCACUCAGACCUUCCCGGUGCCCGCGGUUCGUUCCGCGCCGUGGCUGUGCGCGCGGGGGCCCGGGGUCUGCGGGGCUGCGGCCUACCCGGGCCCGCCGCCCGGCUCCAUGAGGCACAGCUUGGCCAAGCUGCUGGCAGCCUCGGGCCGCGGCUUGUCGGGCCCCUGCGACAGCCCGGAGCCUCCAGCCUCGCGCGCACCGCCCCGGAACCCGACAGCGGCGGCCGCGGGGGCGGAGACGUCAAGGUCCGGAUCGCCUGACCGCGAGCUGCGGCUUGGCGACGGGGGCGAGCCGGAGGCCGGGAGCGGGAGCCGCCGCAGCGUGGCCGUGCGCGCGCCCGCGCCCUCGCCCUCGCCAGUGAAGAUGGAGGAGGAAGAGGAGGACGCGAUCGCCAUGGUCCCAAAGGAGGAGCCGGAGGAUAUGGACUUUCUCUCUGGGCUGGAACUGGCCGAUCUGCUGGACCCUCGGCAACCGGACUGGCACCUGGAGCCCGGACUCAGCUCGCCUGGGCCCCUGUCCUCGUCCGGCGGAGGCUCGGAUAGCGGCGGCCUGUUGAGGGGGGACGAAGACGACGAGAGCGCGGCUGCCGAGAUGCAGCGCUUCUCUGACUUGCUGCAGAGGCUGUUAAACGGCAUCGGAGGCUGCAGCGGCGGCGGUGACCGCGGCAGCGCGGAAAAGAGGCGGAGGAAGUCCCCGGGAGGAGGCGGUGGCACCUCCGACAGCAACCCAGCAGCCACCAAGAGUCCUCGGAAGGCGGCGGCGGCCGCCGCCCGGCUUAAUCGGCUCAAGAAGAAGGAGUACGUGAUGGGGCUGGAGAGUCGAGUCCGGGGACUGGCCGCCGAGAAUCAGGAGCUGCGGGCCGAGAAUCGGGAGCUGGGCAAACGCGUGCAAGCACUGCAGGAGGAGAGUCGCUACCUACGGGCCGUCCUGGCCAACGAGACGGGACUGGCUCGCCUGCUGAGCCGGCUGAGCGGCGUGGGACUGCGGCUGACCACCUCGCUCUUCAGAGACUCGCCCGCCGGUGACCACGACUACGCCCUGCCGGUGGGGAAGCAGCCGCCGGAGCUGCUGGAAGAGGACGACGCGGCAGGAGGAGUGUGUCUCCAUGUGGACAAGGAUAAGGUGUCGGUGGAGUUCUGCUCGGCGUGCGCUCGGAAGGCGUCGUCUUCUCUUAAAAUUUUCUUUUUUAGGUGAUUUCCUUCCUGCCAGGCUCCGUUGUAGGGGUUACAGAACAGUCGUUCCCGCCUCACAACCUGGUAAGGAUCCAUCUCUUCACGUAACGCUCAUGCUCUGCUGCUUAGUCUACUUUAAUGGGCAUCAUCUCAAUUUGUGUGUGUGUGUGAUAUAAUUUUUUUGUUUGUUUCUUACUUUUUUUUUAAAAGAUGGGAGGGAAUCUUAAUUUGGGCCCUGUCCACCCUGGAAACAGACUUGUGCUGGUCAAUAAUGUACUUUUAAAGUUGCUUCUGGUUGAACUAGCUGUCAAAUGUGUCCCCUUGUUCAGAGUUGCGUGUACCUAGCUCUUCUGUCCCCAGUGUGGACAUGGCCUUGGAUGACAUCGGUUCCAACUGUACACUGAAACCUGCUAAUAGAGAUACAGUUUGGAGACAGUGAAUCAGGUGAAGUUGAAUGGAAGUUCCGAGUUGUACAAGGUGCAAAUUGGAAUUCCAAUUGUAGAGCAACUUUUCAGAGGUUGACAAUAAGUAUUUGAGGCAUGCAUAAAUGUGGGUGUGUUUCUGGAGAUGACAAAUCUCUUAAAAUACUUAAGAAUGCCUUCUAAUUUUCAAUAGAAAAUAGAGAAAAACAGUCUAUAUAAGAUCCCAUUAUUUCAUCACUUGAGAAGUUGGAAGUUAACAUACCCAUCAGAUUUCUGUGUUUUAAUUAGAGGAAGAAUGAUUAAUGAACUGUUUGAGGACCAGCACAGUAAUUACCUAAGUAUGAAGAAAUUGUUGAAAGCAUUUAUUUUUGUUGUAUUAAAAUUUAGGCUAAAUUUGUGUAUGAUUAGAUAUUGAAGGUUGUGAAAUGUGAAUGAAAACAUGUAAAGUGAGGCUUCACAAAGAAUCUUAUUUUCCAUAUGUCUAAAACUUUUGUGUUUUUAAAAUUAAAUAGUUCUGGCCACUUAAUGAUAUAUAUGAUUGAGGCUGUUUUCCAAAGAUGGAAAAUAUUCUUCCCUUGAAAUACUGUUUAUUGUCCACUUGUCUAAAUCUUUGUUAUGAUGUCUUGAAGUGCAAGAGACACUAAAUUCUUUGUGAAACAUCACUGUUUGAUAAAGGAUAUACGUAUUUAGCAUCCUUGUUUUUCUUUGUGCUAAAGUGGAUACAGCUGUUGGGGCAGAAGAGACGGGACCAGCUGCUGGCCACAUUUCCUGCUUUAUUUUAAAAGGUAGUAUAAGAAAUAAGGAAAAAGAGGUAAUAUCAGGGCUUCUGCUGUCUUUUAUUUUUAAAAUGUUCAUAAGUAUUUUCCAGCAGUCCAAAGAUGUAAGUUAUCUUACACGUAAGAUGUCUUAUUUUGUUAUUUGGUUAUGGAAAUGGAUUCUUGUUCUUGCACAACUAACUGUAAAUGUUUUGUUGUUAGAUAAUGAUUUGAGACCUAAAUUAAGUCUCUGGUUUUCAGUAUAUCACAUUUUGUAAAGUUAUCCACUGCACUUGAGCAUGAAUGGGUAGUAGCCAAACUCUCACAACAUGGAGUAAUGGACCUGCUUCUACAAGGGCAGGAACAAGCCCCCACAAUGCAGCUGCAUGGAUUUUAGUGCCUACUGAAAUAUAUAUACAUAUAUAGAAACCAAAAGUAGUUGGAAACUUAUUUGAAAUGACUAAUUUGUGCUCUUUCUGAAAUAUGUUAAAUGUAGCUUUUGAAACAGAAGCCUUGAAUUGAAAUUUAAUACUUGAACAUUUUUGUAUAUAUUUCUUUGUAUAUAAUUUUGUGCAGUACCGAUAACAAAAAUAUGGUGUCAUAAUAAAAUCAGGUUUGUUGAUCUUUCAGUUAUGGGCUCAAAAGAAUUUAUUCAUCUUUAACAUGACAUUGGAAAGUAGUGGAUAAAACUAGGAAAAUGAUUGUUGGUAAUACAGACUGUGGUCUUAAAAGAUUCUGAAAGCAGUAAGUUUGUUUUUCUAAAAAUUACACCAUUUCCGUGGAAUAUUUUCUUAACAUCUGUGCUUUUCUCCUACAUUUGAGGGGUGGUGGGUUUGGGGAGAAUCAGUUUCUGGAUUGGGAUAUUUUGAAAUUCCAAGUACAGACUUUUAGAAUGUCAUUUUAUAAAUGACAGUUUAGAGAAUUAAGAGCUCUUGACAGUGGCAAGAUUAGAAUGGCCUAAUUUUUAAAUCUGCUUUGUUAGGUUCCGUAUGUUUUAUUAACUGUCUUUUCUGUUUUCAUUUCAUUGUUUCUUUUCUAGUUAUGGUGACAGUAGUGUUUUUUUGUUUUGUUUUGUUUUGUUUUUUUUCAUCAACUCAUGGUCUUGUUUUUACAUGGUAACUGCAUGUAUUUAGGACCUACCAGGGGCUUGAAAUAAAUUUUUAUCAUAUUGAUGUGUAAGCACAUUUUACUGUAAAUGUUUGGGUUGCUCAGUUUACAACAGUUGUUUAUUUCAGUGUGUAGUAAAUAGUGUCUUAAAGUGUCCUGUUCACUACUUGUUAAUUAAAAAAGUUAUGAUUAAUGUAAAACUGUCGUCUUACUAUUUUUAGAAAUUGUGUUGUAAAUAAUUAGUAUUUGGAUAGAGAGUUCUGGAAUAUAAAGUAGAUUUCAGGUUUGGAUGUAUUUAAUGUGAUGGUUGAGAACAAUUUAGUAUUUGGGGAACUAUUUCAGGUUUUAUUCCUGAUUUGUACCUGUGUGGUAAAAAAUGAUGGAAAACCUAAAGAUAUAGCUUUUUAAUACCUGUCUUCCUAUGGUAGUCAAUAUUCAUACAUUAAUUAACUAACACAUAUUGGCAUAGUAGUUCUAUAGUAGUGACUUAAGUUUUAUCCUUUUUAACCAGGCUUAACUAAAAAGUACAUGUUUGUUAAAAAUGUAGUCACACCUCUGAUAUAUCCAACAAAGUAUUCAAAAUAUUUUAAAUAUCUGUGCAUUUUAUACUCGCUAAAUUAAUCUCUUUCUCUUCUCUUUAAACAGCUUAGCAGUAUCUGCAAAAACGAAUCUUUUCCUACAACCCGUUAACUGACUGGACUGAUGGUAACAGUAAUUGUGGGAGCCAUGUCGGUCAAAAAUUUGGCAUCUGCUGCAAAACAUGAAUGCCAUUUCCAAGUUCCCAAAUUACUUCUAUACUGAUUACACUUUCCAGAAAUGGAGAUAUGAAAAGAUUCUCUGGAAUGCUUGAAAGACUUAAUAGAAAUCCAUGAGACUAAGUUAAUUAUGGAACAAAAUUACAUCUUUUUACUUUCAUGGCAGUAACACUAAAUUUAUUACAUAUUUUUUUAAAAACAUGUAACCAUUAGAGAAGAGAAUUAUAGUGUUUUAUCAAAAAAAACACUAGAUUUUUACAUAAUAAAGAACAUUCUGUGGAAUUAGAUUUAGUGGGUUAGAGUGACAUAAAUAGGCUAGCAGUGAUCACACAACUUAUGGGUUUGCAUUUAUGGAAUGUAAAGAGCUGCUUUGGAAGACAGACACCUUGCUUAGUAAAAUAAAGUCCUCAACGUAAAGAGUAGUAUUUUUAAAUAGAUGUAUUGAUUGUAUGUUUUUAAAAAGUGACUAUGAUAAUGUGUGGGUGGUAUUGCAAUUUAGGGUAUGCGCUUGUAUGCAGUCUCAGAUAUGGCAUGUUGAACAUUCUGAGUACUUGAUCCUGUUUGAAUGUUUUGAGGUUUCUGAUGAAUGACAGUUUCUACUGUUAAAAUUUCUGUAGUGUUCUGUAAGGACCUUCAUAUUUUGAUUGAUAAUGGCUUAUUUCAUAUUUCAAGUAAAAAAACCACUCAACCCAAUCAUUUUUUCAUUAUUGUUGCAUUAUCUAACAUAUUUUUCAUCUGAUCUAGAUUGUCAUAUUUUUUGCCUCAUUUGGGAAAUAUGCAGAUAGAAGAGAGAGUUGAUAAGAAGUAGUGUUAUUAUACUGUAAUUGUAAGAUACUCAGAAUUCAUUCAAGUCCUCUCUUGUAUUCACUUAUGUGUUCAGUGUCCAUAAAGCUAGAAAGUAAAGAGAAUUCCCACAGGCUUAUAUUUAAAGUAGCAGAUGCUCCUACAGUACAGAUGAUCCACUGUUACUUUGGAAUCAAGAUGCAAUGAGGAUAAUUCACUAAUAACUUGUACCUUAAUAACACACAGUUAUGUGGUUGAGAUAUUUUGAAGGUAGAGAUCAAGUGCUCACAGAUGAGUUAAUUUGUGUAACUAAAUAAAACAGUGAUUCUUCAACGUUCAA